Molecule: messenger RNA, 423 nt
Organism: Ipomoea nil (Japanese morning glory)
Lineage: Eukaryota; Viridiplantae; Streptophyta; Magnoliopsida; Solanales; Convolvulaceae
Exons: 4
Coding region: 1-423 (140 amino acids)
Source: RefSeq, a predicted model, not a curated record
AUGAUAAGCAGUACUCAUUUUCUUCGUCGCGACUUCUCCAAAACCCUCGCCUCCACAGCCCCGUUCGUCUUCACCACUCCAAAUCCCCAUCUUCCGCCGCCGCUCGUGGUCUCCACAGCCAUCGUCAUCGCCCCCAUUGUCGUUGAUACAGAGCUCUCGCUGCCGCCGUCGCUCAUCGACUCCUCCAUCGCCGGCGGUCUCAAUCGCUCUCCCCUCGCCACCAGUCUCCAGCCCAGCGCCGCCGCACCGGUGUCCAGUCCAGCCGUCGUCCCCAUCGUCUCCGAUCCCCUCCGCCACAAGUCUCGCUGCUGUCGUCCCCGCCGUUAUAGUAUGGAGAUUUUACAUCCUCAACCCACUGAUACUCUAUCUGAGAAAGCUAUAACAGGAAAAAUAAGAAUGAUCACUAAUAUUAAUUAUUUAUAG